Fusarium sp. VM40 is the source of this 2685-nucleotide messenger RNA. The record is from the annotation of a GenBank genome assembly. Lineage: Eukaryota; Fungi; Ascomycota; Sordariomycetes; Hypocreales; Nectriaceae.
AUGCCUUCAUCAGUUUCUUAUCUUUUUGCUGUCUUUUUUGUAUCAAUUCUCUUUGCGAAGCUGUUGCAUUUGUAUAUCCACAUCCACUCGAUUACAGCCAUAGACUUUGUGGUUUACCUACCGACCUUCUUUCUACAAGAUGUCUUCCUAGUUCUCUUCGCCCGCCUGCUACUGCGCAAAGAGCGAACAAUCCCUUCCUUGAUCGGUUACGUUCUUGGAUGCAUAUUCACUUUGAUAACGUUUGUCGCUGCCGCCUCCGAACUCGGCUUCCACUACCGAACAGGCGGCGAAGUCGAAUGGAGCGACGCUGGCGAUUUUGCCAACGACGAAGGCCUCAAUGUCCUAAUUAGCGAGAGCAGCAGUGUGUUGGUAUCUGGAUUGAUUAUUCUCAUUGUCUCAUGGUUGCCUCAAAACUACCUCUAUAGGGUCGUUGGCAACGUGGUGACUGGACUCGGUAAACACAUUGCUUCAGUUUCACGACACCUGCGAUCAAAGAUUCGCCCACAGAGCCAUCAACAGCAGGACAUCGAGAACAUCGAACCUUUCCUGCGGCGCACCAAUAGCGCAGGUUCCGUUUCUUCUAUCGGCCGUACUGCACCCAACGAAGAGGAAGAAAAGGAUUCAGAGGAUGAUACACCAAAACGGCGUAGAUGGUGUGCCUUUCUUCCCUCUUGGGUCGUCACGACCAUCGUCGUUCUCUUCAUCGGCAUUACAACCAUCGUUCGCCCUGAUCAGCCAUACAACCAUAUGGCGAGUAGUUUACCUCUACGAUUACUCGAUUCAGUCAGACCAAGCCUUGGACUUUGUGCGUCUAUGAACGAUUGGCCUCUGAAAGACCUUAUCGAGCGCCCGAAAUGGAGUGAACCCAAGGGCGACUUCAAGGGGUGGGCUCCCAGCAAAGAGAACAACGAACAUAUCAAGCAGUACAGAGAAAACCCUCCAAAGUGGUUGCCCAAUCCUAUUCCCAGCGGCUUUCUCAAGUGGGAUCCAGAGCGGUACAAGGACGAGCAUGACAAGCAGGACGGCCCCAGCGAUGCGUGCCCGAAUACGUUGCAGGACAAGGGCUUCUACAACCCUGUCAACGACCCAAUGCGAAUCACUAACCUCGACGAGGAUAUUCUGGCUCCUAUUAAGGAGGCACUCUCUAACAACUCAGUCAAGAUUAGACACGUCGCUCUUAUUCUGAUGGAGAGUAUGCGCGAAGAACUCUUCCCAUUACAACAAGGCACCGAUAUUCACCGAUUUAUCAUGGAGUCGCACGAGGAGAAGUUGAGGGAUGAGAUUAAUAGCCGAGUAUCACGUAUGACACAAAACUUCGAGAAGAUCACCGGAAAACCCGGCAACUACGAAAGUGCAAAUGGCAGCACCUACGAGCCUCCCGAGAAGCAAGUAUGGAAUGACCAGACGAGACCCGGCUAUGGCGGUAUCAACGUCGUAGGAGGCCUUACAACAAGCAGUGUCUCGACGAAGAGUCUUGCUGCGGCCCAUUGCGGAGCUUGGCCCAUGGCUGUCAACAUGUUCGAGGAGGCCGAGCUCGAGAGUUAUCAGCCCUGUAUUCCUCAGGUCCUUGAACUGUUCAACAAGAUCAAAACCAACAAGACAGAGAAACGAGAGUGGUGGGGAUUUGGUGGAUCUGAGCAAGCUAAGUUCCACGAGUACCAGUGGAAACCCGCAUUCUUCCAGGCCGUUACCGACUCUUAUGAUCGACAAGAUAAGUUCGAUGCCAAGAUUGGCUUUGAUUUCAAGGUGACGAAGCCAAAGCUGGACGAGGAGGCCCGCACUAAACCUGAGAUGGCGGAGAUCAACUAUUUUGGCUACCCCGAAACCGAUCUCAAGGACCACAUCAAGAAAUUCAUCACCGAUGGUCUUGCGGAAGACAAGCGUCUGUUUAUGUCCCACUUUACCAGCACAACACAUCACCCUUGGGGCGUCCCGAAGUGGUUCGAAAAAGAAAAGUAUAUGGGUAAGGAGGGAGUCAAUCACCAAGAUUUCGACAAGUAUCUCAACACGAUCCGCUUCACUGACGCAUGGCUCGGUGAGCUCAUGCAAAUGUUUGACGAUACCGGAAUCGCGGAUGAGACUCUAGUUGUCUUUGUCGGCGACCAUGGGCAGGCUUUCAAGGAGGAUUUCUCAAAGACGGGCACAUACGAAAACCGACACAUCAGCAACUUCAGGGUCCCCAUCUCUUUCCGCCAUCCAAGCAUUCCUCGGGUCCAGUACGAGGCCAACGUAACCUCCAUUUCCAUCCUCCCUACCGUUCUUGACCUCCUCAUCAACUCGGGAUCACUCAACAAGGAGGAUUCUGCAAUUGCAUCUGACCUUGCCAACGAUUACGAGGGCCAGUCCCUUAUUCGGCCCUAUCAAAAAUCCAAAGACGGUCGCCGUGCGUGGAACUUUGGGCUUAUCAACCCGGGCGGUGGUAUGCUCACAGUAACAUCGGCCGACGUGCCCUGGAGACUGGCAGUUCCUUUAAAGAAAGACCUCGAAUUCACAUUCACAGAUCUUAGCCAAGAUCCUUUAGAGCUAGACGCUCUAGACAAGUGGACUAUCAAGUCCACGAUCAAGGCGGUGAAGCGCAAGUACGGCAACGAAGCCGCUGACUGGGUGCGCGAAGCCAACGAAGUAGCCCACUGGUGGGCUCUGGAGCGAAGAAGGCUUUGGGGAUACAACCCCAAAGAGGAGUAA